AUGUACAUCCAGGCGCUCCAGAAUGCUGCAGAUAAAGCUGAACGUGAUCAGCUCACAAAGGCUUACCAGACUGCAGUUGUGUUGUUUGAGGUCCUCAAGGCAGUUAAUCAGACGAUUCCCAAAACACACAACCACGUCGAUCCUGAUAGUUCUAUCAUGCGAUGUCCCAAGAUCCAUGCCGCUUAUCACGCCCUUCGUGACACCAGGGGUCUACCAUGGCCUAACGACCAUGAAAAGAAAGAAGAUGCAGAUCUUCUUGACUGGCUUCACGCAAUGUUUGGGUUUCAGAAAGAUAAUGUGUCCAAUCAAAGAGAACAUCUCAUACUCCUGAUUGCCAGCAUACAUAUGAACAACACCCAAACAUGA
Messenger RNA from Triticum turgidum subsp. durum (durum wheat), 366 nucleotides. The record is from the annotation of a GenBank genome assembly. Lineage: Eukaryota; Viridiplantae; Streptophyta; Magnoliopsida; Poales; Poaceae.